Molecule: messenger RNA, 6898 nt
Organism: Dimorphilus gyrociliatus
Lineage: Eukaryota; Metazoa; Annelida; Polychaeta; Dinophilidae
Source: the annotation of a GenBank genome assembly
AUUAAUGAGUCGUUUCAUAUAGGGAUCGUUUCGAAGCCAGUUAUUCUUCUCUUCAAUUUAGAUUAUGCCACCUGAACCGACUGUCAUGAAUUCCAAGGAUAAUGAAGAUAAUUUAAUAAAGUCACAAGGCUAUAGAAACGAUAGGCUAGUUAAGGAAUUUUUUUCUAAAGAGCCAACAAUUUAUUCUCAUGAAAUUUACAAGAAAUCAUCGAGAGUAUUUGAAAAGCUAAGAGAAGAGAAUUCGGCAAAUUCAACGGAGGAGAUAAAUUUUGAGAAUGAAAAUGAAAUGAGACUAACAUUCCAAUUGGCCUACGAUACUUUAAUAUGUAAGUAAACUGAUUGUUCGUUUUUUGCCUGUUUGCAUACUUUUCCGUAUGCUUGUUUCAUUCCUGCUAAUUAUCUCUCUCUUCACAAUAUUUAAAUAUGGUUAUUUUUGAAGAGAGGAAAAAAAAUCGAAUUUGCCACUGCAUAAUAAUCUUAUUCAGAUGAUUGUAAUCCGAGUAUUAAUUAGUAAGGAAUUAACUUUUUAUUAGUAUAAACCUUCCGCUCUGAUAAGUUUAUGAACGGUUUGAAACAGAACAAUAGAAUAUUUCAUAGAGGAUCUACUCAUGAAUUGUACACAGAUCCACUUAUAUUCUCUUUCAUUUUUAUUCUUGUUUUUUACAUUCCAUAUACUAUGUAAAGUACUCUUCUUUGCGAAAUUUUUAACAACUUUUCUCCGUCUUCGUCUCUGUCUCUUUCCCAUAAUCAUUUCUUCCUCUGUCUAUUAUACAUUUCAUUCCGUAAAGAGAGGAGGUAAAAAGAGAGAUUAUAAAAAUUAAUCUCUUCAAUAAUCAAUAAUCAUACAUUGUUAAAAGGCUACAUAGCUUAUGGCUUUUGAACACUAAUUUUAUGGUAUAUUACUUACGGUACUUCCGCUCGAGUGAUUGUCAUCUUUUAUUGCUGUUAUUUAACUUUUUAGCCAACUUUCUUAAAGAAUGCUUUUAGGGUAAAUCAUUAAACUUUCUAAUAUCUUUCUACCUUAUUUAUCCAAUAUAUCGUUAUUUUCUAUCUCAUUUUUGAUGGGAUAUUUAUUCUCUUUUCUCUUUCAUACAAAAAAGCAAAUGAACGAUAAACUUUAACAAAUAUGACUUAGGUGCUAGUUACAUAGUCACAUAAAAAAAACUAGCCUCUGUCCUACUAGCCGAACAUGAAAACAGUUAGAAAAAAAAAACAACACAAUCCCAAUUUUUUUCUGUAGGCCUAUUGAUUAGUGAUAAAGAAAUAUUUAUAAAUGUUCUCUUUUUUUUAUUUUGCUUUUAUGUAUAUACACGUAAAAAUUGUUACGUUUGGAGAGCGAGAGAGAGAGAGAGAGAGGGAGAAAGAAAGAAAGACUGUUAUACAAGCGGAUUUUUUAUUCUAUAUAUUUUCAACACCCCUACUGUUGACCCAAUGAUCUAUUAAAGUUUUCAUUCUCUCAGGCUUAUUCCAUUCCCCUCCUCUCUUUUCUUCUUUUUUUGUGUCUGAAAUUCAUAUACAGUUCAUAAGUCUUUCUAUUAUUAAUAAGGAUUAGGGAUCUUCUAUUAAAUUCCCAAUACAAAAUUAAUAAGCAAAUAGCCUAUAGGUAGACGUUUAAAAAAAUAAUAAAGAUUGCGUAAUAAAUAAGAAGUAACGAAGACUGAGAUUAAAUAUGGAUAUAGCAUAUUUAGGCUAUUCAUAUUCUCUAGCACUGUUUAUUUGUUAUUACACUACACACAGAUAAACAAAUAUUACAAGAAUUAGCCGAAGAAGUGGCUUUCUUUUCUCAGUUUCCGGAAGUGAGUUGAAUAACAUUUUAGGUUGCCGUACUGAUUAAAUUGAUUGUAAGAAUUUGUUUACGAUUUAUUGGCAGUUCCGGGACCAAGAGUCAAUAUGCUAUGUUAUGAUUUACGACUUCCAGAAAAGACGCUUCCAAACCAGAACGCCUAUAGAAGAUGAAAUUUUAGACGAUGAUCUAUUGGAUAUUGAAUCGGCAAUUAUAAAAUGUCGAACAAAAUUAGGCGCCGCUUUGGCUAGAUCGAGAAUAAAAGCGCAAGUUCAACAUUUACAAAUGCUACUUCCGGCAAACUGUAGAGAUACGGGCGAUAAACAACGAUACUUUUACACUUGGAUUAAUGAAUUUAAAACAACUAAGGAAGAGGCUUUAAGGAAUUUACAUUUGUACGGUUUCGAUCCAAUUGAGAAUUUAAACAACAUAAAGGAGUGCGAAUACUUUCUAGAUCGUCAUUGCGAUGACGUCAUCGCCUUUUGUAUGGAAGAUCGGGAAAAGUUGAAAGAAACCGCUUUGUUCAAAGAAAAUCGUUUAGUUAUGCAGGAUAAGUCAUCUUGUUUGGCCGUAAAUAGCGUAAAGUCCUUGGUAAACGACGACGAAGACAUUCUAAUUUAUGGAUCAAAUUCUGGAUUAGACGCCGCACACUUAGCGUCACUUUUAUGUAAAUUAAAUAAUACAAUCUAUGUUUUUAUAAAAGAAGAAAAACUUGAUAAAGUAAAAAGAAACUUUGAAAGAAUAGGUGUUGAUAGAAAUAUUCAACUUAUUACGGAUCCUCUUGAAUCUAUUGCCGGUGAUGAUAUACGCUUUAAACAUAUUAAAUUAGUUUUGUUUAAUGCCAAAUGCACUAAAACUGCUGUUGCAAAUCCGGUUGAAUUUCUGGUUGCUGAAGAUGAAGAUAUGCUCUUACUAAAGGAAUUUAUUAAUAGCGAUACAAAUCCGGAUAGAUUAGGAAAAGUGAUGUGGCAAAUAAAUUCUGAUUUACGAAAAUGCUUGAAAUUUCCAAGAGUUCAAGGUAUUGUAUACUUGACGAGAUCGAAUCAAGAAAUCGAAAAUGAGACUGUUGUAAAGAAAGCCAUUGAUUUUAUUAAUACUGUUCAACAAAAGAAGAAUCCAUUUAGAGUUUCUCCACCUGUUCUUCCUCUUACAGGCGAAGAGAUUGAUGAACAGGAUAUACUCCAUGGAAAGUUUAUCAAAUUUCCAUCUUCAAAAAAUAUGUCGGGCUGCUUUAUAGCUACUUUAACCAGAGAGGCGGAAGAUAUUAAGGAAGCUGCCAAAGACAUCCUCGCCAGAGCUGCGGCAAAGGGGUUAUUUUCUAAGAAUAGUACUUCCGCUCCAAACGAAGAUAAUAGUCCACCAUCGAAACCGACCAAAAAAACUAAAAAGAAAACCAAAUCGGCCAAAAUCAAAAAACUUGAAAAUUCAAAACCGUCUUCGUCAACUGUACUACCCCCAGUUAGUUCUCCAAAUCUAGCUCAACGUUAUCGUUCAAAAGAUCAGUCGCAUGAAUCCUUAUUAAAGCAUGACAUCACUUCCAAGUCACGUGAUACUCAUUUAAACAGAGAUGUUAGUCAUAAGACUUUUUCGUCACCCGUUACUGCUCACUUGUACGAUUUAGAAAUAGAGACCUCGAUAGCUAAAGAAAAAGCUACAAAGUUGCCGAGGUCUAGAACGGAAAAUCGACUUUAUCGAAGGCUACCUAACGAUAAUGAAACGUCGAUAAAUUCCGUUACACAAAAUUCCAAUUCUUCUCCGCAACGAUUAUUCAAUCAGAGAACUGACGAGAACGGAGGGGAAAAUUUCCUAGAAAUGUCUAAUGCAAGCGAUCAGUUAGGAAUGGCAAGAUCCAAAUCGGAGAGCAGAAUAUUACAAAGAGCGAAUACAAGCGAGUCUCUAGACGCUUAUUAUAAAACGAAAUCAACAAAAUUGUCAAGGUUUUCUAGACCAAAAUCGAAAGUGAGAUUAUCUAAAAAGGUAUGGGAAAGAUUAACAAGCGCUACUAACGCUAAUUCAGCUUCUAAUGACGUCUUACGACGAAAUCCUAUUCAACAUCCAAAGCCUUUCAGAUGAUUAAUCUAAUUAAAAAAAAUUGAACUUGAUUCUCCUCAUCGUUGCGUAAAACUUUAACCAUCUCACUUGAUUAAUUCUCUGUUCAUUUUUACAUUAAUUUUCUAUUAAUAUUUUACUUUCUUGCCUUAUUUUUUUUCAUUUGAUUUUUGAUGUGAUACUUCAGCUUCUUUUAUUUAAUUAGAGUUUGAUGAAAUCUAUUGAUAUUUCGUUAUUGUUUUCCUUCUUUUUCCCCUAAAAAAGAUAAUGAAUUCAAGAGCAAAGAUAUCAGAAGAAAAGACAACUGAAUAGAAUUAGAAGAAGGAGUGGCAUUUGAAUUGAAAACGUUUUUCCCAUUUUCUACUGUAAUUAUUAAUGUUUAGCUUUCCUAUUUUGUUAUUGAAAGAAGAUUUUGUCUGUCUCUCUUGAAAGAAAGACAAAUGAAAAGAAAUAGAACGAAAAGAUGACUGACGGACAAAGAGACAGGUAGAAAAACAGACAGACAACCGGUACUUUUUUUAUAUUUAUGCAAGUGGGAGGGAGAGAGAAAGAGAUAUAUGGAUAGAUAUAUAGACAGAUAGCUAGAUAGAUAGAGGCAAAGAGAGAGAGAGAGAGAGAGACAAAGACAGACCUUAAUUAUGUUUAACUAUAAUAAAUUCGUAUCACUUUACACACGACUUAUGCAAUUUAUGAUAUUAAAUUAUCAUAUUAGAAAUUGCUUGUUUCAAAUGAAACAAACAAUGUAGGAAAUAUAGGAGUAUUAAUUUGCUAUACAAUAUGAAAGAGAAGAGAAAAGAUUAUUCAUACACGGUCAGGUAUAUUAUAUUUAUUAUGAACGAAACAAAAAGCAUAAACAAACUCCAAGUACAAAACAUUUUCAUGAUAUACAUUAAUUUACUUAAUAAAAAUUUCAAUGAUUUACAUUAAUAAUAAGUGCUAACUCUUACAAAUAUAUUACUGUAUAAGUAUUCACAACAUUCAAUCCUUUUUCACCUGCCUAGCUAUUUUUAUAUUUUAAACUUGUACACCCUCUCUUUUUCUUCUUGUUUGUUUUAUCGUAUAGGGUAGCAUUCUCAAUUACUAACACUACUAUAGGCGGGUGGACUCGAGUUCAUAUAGAAUUGAACCGUUUCGUAACUAGGCGGCUUUAUAACGUCCAGUGUUACUCGGGGGCAAGUUUGAGAUACGGUAGGUAUUUCUCUUCCAUCUUCCGAAUGGUACUCGGGGGGUUCACUAUCGGAAUUUUGCCUUUCGGAAACUUCGGCUUCAAUCUCGGGUUCCGGAUGGGAAAGUCUCCCUAUUUUCAACAUAAUAAUAAAUUUCUUGAGACGACUUCUAGUGUAAACUUUCUUUGAUACUGAACAAACGACAAUGAGCCCAAAGACAACAAGAGUUCCAACAGAUACUGGAAUAAUAAAGGUCAAAAGCUGAUUUUGUUGUUGAUCAUCGUGAGAGAAGCAGCUGAUCUUCUUGGUAGACGCUCUAAAUGUUUGAUUUUUAGUGGAGAAGACGCACUCAAAAUAGUCGGUUUUAUGUAAUUCAGAGCAUUUAUAUUUCCUUUCAACGAAACCAGUAGAAUUACGAAUUUCUAUAUAAGGCAUACGAUAGGAUCUCUUUAGAUAUUUUUUAAAGCGAUUUUGAAAAGAAUAUCUAAAAAAUGUAAAAUUAACUACAGCGUAUCGAGAACAUCCUUUAACCAUACAGCUUAUCAAUGUUGAAUCGGAUUUGUCUUUUGUUGAUUUUAUCUCAAAUGUCGACUUAUCAACUUUAUUAUAUUUCGUUAUGGCGUUUAAUUUUAUAGACGUUGAAUAAUCUUGACCGUUAAAAUUACAUUUUCCGUAGAAACUAUCAGUCGAUUUCCUAUUUAAUAGUUGAUAUCCGACAAUCAUAUAAUUCAUAUCGCAGUUGCAUAAUAACCUGUUUUUAUUUAAAUUUAUGUUAAUCAAUCCGCUCUGAUUUCUGCGCAAUAGUUCUGUUACAUGAGACGAUUGAGCCAUGUUUGAUAGUUCAUUAUUUGAUAAAUCGAGAGUUUCCAAAUGAGUCAACGUUCUGGGGACACUAAAGGUGGUAAUUGCAUUGUAAGAGAGGUUUAAACUCUUUAAAUUAUUUCCAGAAAUGUUGGGUAUAGACUGGAAUUUAUUAAAACUUAAAUCAAGCUUUUCUAUACUGGAAAAAUUCAUUUCCAAAUUUUCUAAUCCGCAAAAUCUACAAGAUAAUUCCUUCAGUUUCUUUCUUUGAGGAAGAUUAAUAGAAGUUAGAGAAAUCCUUUUCGAUUUGCUUCGAAUAGCCAGACUUUUCAACUGAUUCAAAUCUUCAGAAAUUGAAAAUGAUUGACAAUUUACAUUCAAGUAGACAGUUUUUAAAGUUUCUUUACAAAAGUUGAAUUUAAAUUCGCAAAGAUUAACCCUUGCAUUUAGAUAGAAGCUUUCCAACUUCAUAUUGUCGCAUAGAUCUUGUGAUGAGUCUAGACUCAAGCUAAUAUAAGAUGAAAAGAUAAUAAUGGUCAAGUGAUUUAGACUUAUGUUUUUCAAGCUUUCCAAGAAAGCUGAAUAAGAGACAAAAGCUUUACGUUUAUAUAUUUCCAGAUUAUGAACUUUUCCUUUAAACGAUGAAGAAAAGGUUUCUAUUGAACUCUUAAUCUUUAAAUUCCUUAUAGACUGAUUGAAAUCAGGUUUAAAAAUUAUUUUUUUAACAUUUUCACAAUUGAUUUUUAAAGUUGUGAAAUGACUCCAACUGUUUGAGAGCGAUAUAAUUCGAAGGAUGGUGGCCGAAUCUUUACAAUUCACGUGAUCUUCAUUACCCCUCUGCUUGUUGUCAAACUCUCUAUAAAAAUUCGUCAAUUCAUAACAAGAAGUCAUGUAAUAAUCCAUAAAUAAAAAUAACGAAAUAAUCAGGCAUCUUCCAAAAAUCAUAACAAACAAUAAGGUAUUUCUUCUCUUUUCCCUAUUUUUCUACCUUCUUAUUUAAAACAUUUCUCACUUCGACGUAAAAGAGACUGUUUUAGUAUUACUCUCUUCAUCUGCAAAUGAAUCAAUCCCAGUUUGCAUCACACAUGCAUUCAUGUUU